UAGCCAUAAACUACAUAAAUGAACUGAACUCUCCUUGACUUGCGUGAGCAGGUCUAUACGUUAUGAAGAGAUCCGCUGAUCCAGCAACUAUUUCUUGCGCCAGUUUGACUGUUGGUUUAAAAAGUUUUCUCGCGGUCCAAUCGGUUACCACAAUCUUAAUUCAGUCUUCCACGCACACAGUCAAAACGGCAAAUGUACUGGAACACAAGGAGGAAGAGUAAACAAAACCAGGGGGGAGCUGGUCGUUCAGUUGUCUGUGGUCGCCUUCACACAGUUUAUGGUCUCCAAGGGAAGCACGAAAAGUAACAAUCAACGAAUCGGACUGCUGUGUCUCUCAGGUAGGAAAGGUUAUGACAGAAGAAUGGAGUUCCCGAAUCACAGCCGACAGUUGCUCCAGCGUCUGCAACAGCAGCGUUGCCAAGGAUUUCUUUGCGACAGCACCGUUGUUGUCGGAGAGGCAAAGUUCCGAGCACACAGGGCAGUGCUCGCCUCCUGCAGCAUAUACUUCCACCUCUUAUAUAAGGAGCAGACAGACAGACAGGACGUUGUGUAUCUGAACAGUGACAUAGUGACAGCCCCUGCGUUCAGCCUGUUGUUGGAGUUCAUGUACCAGGGAAAGCUGGAGACCCCAGGGCUGCUGGUGGAGGAUGUAAUGGCGGCUGCCAGUUAUCUUUACAUGUACGACAUUGUGACGGAGUGCACCGGCAAGCUGGACGCCAUGGAGCUGCUUUCACUGCAGAAGAAGGUCAAUGAAAGGAUUGCGCUGAGCGCCAAGGACAGGGGGAGUCCCGACACUGAGCUGCACCACAAGCGCAGGCCGCAGCAUCAGACGAGGACAUCCCUGAUGGUUGAAUCAGAAACCAACCAUAAGCAAGUCAGGCCAGCUGCUUUUGACCAUAAAGAGUCUGUACAGAGUACGCGGAAGGCAAACGGCCACAUCACCGGGUCAUUGGCCUUUAUGAGCCCGGCUUGUGAACUGGUGCCCAAGUCUCACCCCAGGGUUGGUGGGGAAAUGGGAGCUAUUGUUAGUGGCCAGACUGGCCACGCAACAUCACCAUCGCCGUGGACCCGGGUUGCGGGCGAUGAGGACAGAGCUUUGGAUUUGUCUUGCAGGCCUCCACCGGGCAAAGGUCCCUGGGGCCCCUCCCUUGCCCCUGUCCUGGGACAGCUGGGUAAGGGGCAACCGGACACGGUGCUUAAAAGUGCGCAUGGUCAGGGUGUGCAGUCAAAGCUGGUGGAUGGUGUGCUGCCGGACAGACAAAGACAGCAUCUCAGGACCAGCACCAGGAGCCCCGCCCAAACACCUGAGGUACGACAGCAGGAAUGGGAAAGGGAAGAAGGAAGGGAGGACGGGAAUGCGGACAGGGGCGAAGCACUGACAAAGGGAGGCGGAGCCCUGAUGGAGGGAAGCGAAGAAGAGGAGGAGGAGGAGGAGGAGAACGGCAACAUCUCUGCAUCCAGCGGGACGGCCCCCCCGCCGGGGAGGCGUCGCUCCUACCUGCAUGGGCUUUGCACCUGCCCCCUCUGCAGCCGCCCCUUUCCAAACCCCCGCCUUCUGCAGCUGCACCUGGAGACCCACUUCCAAGAGAGGGGCAGGGCGCCCGCCAAGCUGGCCCCCCUGGUGGGCGGGGUGGUCAAGCCCACCUGCCAGCAGUGCGGCAAGACCUUCUCCUGCCUGUACACCCUCAAGCGGCACGAGCGCACCCAUUCGGGCGAGAAGCCCUACACCUGCGCUCGCUGCGGCAAGGGUUUCCAGUACUCCCACAACCUGACUCGGCACGCCGUGGUCCACACCCGCCAGAAGCCUCACGCCUGCAGCUUGUGCGAGCGCCGCUUCACCCAGUCCGGCGACCUUUACCGCCACAUCCGCAAGUUCCACCACGGGGUCACCGAGGUGCUUACUGGGUCCAUCUAAGACAGCAAUCCCCAAGUUGAGCAUACUGUGAACUAACCUCCCCUGGUUCCUUGGUUCUCAGCUGGUUGUUGAUAAUGAAGUGGAAAAAAAAAGCCACCACACCCUGCAGCUAUCCAUUACCAUAACCCCACGGUCCCUUGCUCUAAGUUCUUGUUUUCGUCAAGUCCUGGUGCAUGCUCUAGGGCAGGGGUGGCCAACCCAGGUCCUGGAGAGCCACAGGAUCUGCUGGCUUUUGUUUUUACUCGGCACUUAAUUGAUCAAUUAAAGCUGUUGAUUACAUAGUUAACUCACCUCACCUGGUUUAUUUUGUGUAAGUGGUUGUUGUAUUUAAGGUCAAAACAAAAACCCGCAGACCCUGCGGCUCCCCAGGACCGGAGUUGGCCACCCCUGCUCUAGGGCCCAAUAUAGUGCAGCAAAAGGGUCUGCUGGUUUCUGCCCUGGCUCAACUCUUAACUUAAGCCUUCAGUGGAUAUAAUAUCACUUCAGGUGAUGUAAAUAAGGUGUUUAAUAGUUCUACAAAGAAGUCAGGUCUUUAGAUUUACACACUAUCAAUUCUCUCUCACUUUAUAUAUAUAUAUAUAUAUAUAUAUAUAUAUAUAUAUAGUUAUAUUUUCAGUGUUCAAUGAACUGUUAUGGAGUACAUAUGGUCUGGACUCCAAUCAACCAUCUAUUUGUGCACUAUUACAGUCAAGUUAACACUGGACAUUUCACUAUGAAUGUAUGUAUUAUACAUGUGUAUGUAUUUUUGUAGAGUGUGUAUGUACAUUCAGAUAUACUGUACGUAAAUUACAUAAAUAAAGGUAUGAAUCAGGUAUUCAGGGUAUUUUGAAUGUAAGCAUUGGAUUUCAGUAAAGCUUGGUUUUCUGCUGAGAGUGGAAAACUUAAAAUAUGCAAUUUUGGACUCAAAAGAUGGGCUCACGUGGGCAUUUGUUAUGAUCUUAACAAUCCAUGGUUGAUUCAUGGAGUUGUUGGCAGCGCACAAACAUACAAGCUUACUUAGCAUCUUUCCAGGCCUUUGAUAGUUUUUGGCUUGUCAGCAAUUUAAUUAAUUCUAAUGUCAUAUUGUUGCACUGUUCUCACUGUAUCUAGAAAUGAUACUAAAAUGAAAUCACAUGUACAUUGUAAUUUUUUUGUGAAAUUUCCAAGUGUGAUAUAAAUUAUAAUUUCUACUAAAUUCUUGAUUUAUUUUCAUGUAUAAAAAAAAAUAAAAAAAAUAGCAAAUCUG
Messenger RNA from Anguilla rostrata (American eel), 3140 nucleotides. RefSeq names its product zinc finger and BTB domain-containing protein 42-like. Gene Ontology annotation, biological process: regulation of transcription by RNA polymerase II. Gene Ontology annotation, cellular component: nucleus. The record is from RefSeq and is a predicted model, not a curated record. Gene Ontology annotation, molecular function: DNA-binding transcription factor activity, RNA polymerase II-specific; protein binding. The transcript is spliced from 3 exons. Bases 278 to 1915 code for a protein of 545 amino acids. NCBI's taxonomy places the organism in Eukaryota, Metazoa, Chordata, Actinopteri, Anguilliformes, Anguillidae.